This is a messenger RNA of Alligator mississippiensis (American alligator), 3543 nucleotides long. It is a transcript of the gene RP2, whose product is annotated as RP2 activator of ARL3 GTPase. Gene Ontology annotation, molecular function: GTPase activator activity. The record is from RefSeq and is a predicted model, not a curated record. The transcript is spliced from 5 exons. Gene Ontology annotation, cellular component: periciliary membrane compartment; cilium. Lineage: Eukaryota; Metazoa; Chordata; Crocodylia; Alligatoridae. The coding region runs from base 69 to 1133 and encodes 354 amino acids. Gene Ontology annotation, biological process: post-Golgi vesicle-mediated transport.
AAGCCGGAAGUAGCCACUGGAGCGGCUACGUGAAGGCAGGGCGCGGCGGCAGUGGUGGCGGCGGCACGAUGGGCUGUUUCUUCUCUAAGCGGCGGAAGCCGGGCAAGGCGCCACUGCCCUCAGACACUGGAGCGGGGAGCGAGGACACGCAGCCGCGGUACAGCUGGGACCAGCGCCCCCAGGUUGAUCCGAAAGACUAUAUGUUUUCUGGACUUAAAGAUGAAACUGUGGGCCGCUUACCUGGAAAAGUUGCAGGACAACAAUUUGUCCUUCAAGAGUGUGAGAACUGUAACAUCUACAUCUUUGAUCAUUCUGCUACCAUCACUAUUGAUGACUGUACAAACUGCCGAAUCUUUUUAGGACCCAUAAAAGGCAGUGUGUUUUUCCGUGACUGCAAAGACUGUAAGUGCAUAGUAGCCUGCCAACAGUUUCGCACCCGGGAUUGCAGAAAGUUGGAGGUGUUCUUGUGCUGUGCUACCCAACCCAUUAUUGAGUCUUCCACAGGCAUGAAAUUUGGCUGUUUCCAGUACUACUAUCCAGAGCUGGCUUUACAGUUCAAAGAUGCAGGCCUUAGUAUCUUCAAUAACACGUGGAGCAACAUCCAUGACUUCACACCUGUGUCAGGAGAAAACAAUUGGAGUCUUCUGCCUGAAGAUGCUGCAGUUCAGGAUUUUGUCCCUCUGCCAACUUCUGAAGAACUGAAAGGAGUCAGAAUUUCUACAGAUGCCACAAGGAGCAUCAUUCCAAUAACUAGGGGGCAAAGGCAGAAGAGCAGUGAUGAAUCAUGUUUGGCAGUAUUAUUUGCUGGUGACUACACAACAGCAAAUGCCAGAAAGUUAAUUGAUGAAAUGACUGGAAAAGGCUUUGUAUUGGUUCAAACUAAGGAAGUUUCAAUGAAAGCUGAGGAUGCUCAAAGAGUUUUUCAGCAGCAUGUAUCUGAAUUUAUUCCAUUGCUUGAAAAAGGCCCUGUGGUUGCUUUGGAGUUUAAUGGGGAUGGUGCUGUAGAAGGAUGUCGAAGCAUUGUAAAUGAAGUUUUCAGUGGAACCAAGAUUUUUGUAUCAGAGGACAAGACAUCAGCUUCUCGAGAUGUAGACAACUUCUACAACUUUGCUGACAUGCAGAUGGGAAUGUGAAGUAUACUAUCCAACCUGUCUCACUGCUUGGAUGUCAUUUAACUAUAACACUGCAUCAGUAGCAAGGUUUUCCUAAUUUGAUUUUUUUUUUUUGUAUUGCAUGUUUUUAUACAAGAAUUGGUAAAUUUCAAUACUGUAACAUGAAUUACAGUAAAGAAUGUAGUUUCACAUGUACAUUUAGUACCUGCAAACAAUGUCAGAAGCAACAGUUUUCUAGUAAUUCAUGUGGAGUUUUUGUUUGUUUGUUUUUUCUAAGUGAUUCUUAACUGGAACUUUAUAUUGACACAUGAGCAUUCCUUGUAAAUCAUCUUCUACUUGUAUGGUUUUUAAUAUGUAGAUGUAAUGUAGAACCAAAUGUGAUAUAUUGUUAAAUGGAACUUAACUAAAACACAUUAUUGCAAAUAAUGUAUGUAAAUGGUGCGUUAUAAACUGUAGAGUUUACAUAUUUUCCAUGUCCCCAUGUUAAAUUUUGUCUUAAUCAGGAAAAAGUAGUUGCUGAUCUUAUUUGGGGUUUUAAUCUGGAACUUUCUCUUUGAAGUGUGCUUUGCUCCAGUCUUUUCUUUAUAUAAUUGUAUAUGGAAACAAUGUUCCAAGUGGACUAACCAGUAGUAUGGUAGAUUUUCCAAAACCUGAUCUUUUAUAUUCUAGAACAUGAGUCUUGGAGCUGAGAUGCAGGUACUUGGUGUCCACUGGAGACAUUAUCUAGAGGAGUUAAAGUAAUUCUUGGAUCACAUGGGAGGGGAGAUUAGUGUAGGGGAUGUCUCUGCUUUUCCUUGUAUCCCAAUUACUAUAAUGGAUUUCUGGCAGCUUCUGUAGUCAAUUACUGGGACUGUAGAACAGCCUAGAGUAGGGGAAGUGGUUUAAAGUAGCAUUCUUUGUAUGCUUACAGCAGAAUCAUGGGUACGAGGAGAAGCAUCACUGAAUUAUUAGUUGUAGGUAGUUUUACAGUUUUAACUAAUAUUGGAUUGUUUCUAGAAACAGACCAAGAAAGCGUAUGAGGUCUGUAGCAGAUCAGGUGAUGCUUUCUGCAAUGUAGUAAACCUUGAUGAAUGUGGACACACCUCAGGCAUGGUGGUGGCUUCUAGAAUAUUGGGUCUUGAAGAUCUGCAAGAUUCAAAUUCACAUUGGGGUUUCACAUGCCCUCCAAGUCGCAUGUGGUAUAAAUUAUUGCACUAAUAUUGUGUGCAGGGAUGCAAAACCACGUUUUAAAAGCAAAUACAUGCACCAGUGAGCCACAGUGUUGUGUGCCAACUUUAUAAAAAAGAAAAUCUCAUUGCUAGGUGACCAAACUGUUUAAAAAAGACUUUGAUAGUUGGACUAAAAGUAAUUAUUUGGGAUAGUGGGUCUCUGCUGCUUCAGCUUCUGUAUGCCAAAGAUUGCUUAAUGAGAUAUUACUCUUGCUUUUUUUCCUUGGGAUCGGUCUGUGCAAGUAUGUUUACUGUUUUCCUUAGUUGGUGUAGAGAGGCAAUUUUUGGGUCCUGAACCCUGCAAUGUUUGCUGUGGCAUGCCCUGGAUCUAAAUUAAUACAGAUAAUGUGCCCUUAAAGAUUGAAAGGAAAAGCACUUGCUCCAUCUCCAUAGUAGUAGUUUUUAUUUUGUAUUAUUAUUAUUAUUAUUUUUUACUGCUUUGCAAAACAUUACUUGUGCUGAAGAUCAGAUUUUUCAAAUGUUGGUUUGUCUCUAAUGCAGGAGAACACCUACUAACACAAAGCUAUAUUAAUACGGGAGUUCUGGAGGGACUGUGAGAUGGGAGGGAAAAACCUAUUAGUAAGUUGUGUUUGUUAUGUGUUCAGAAUUUCUACAAAUGUAUGUCUCUCCCUAACCUCAGCACUACACUUUAGAAAUCCACCCAGUAAAUUUCAAAAGUCUUUAUGUAACUUUUUGUAAAUUCUCCUCAAACCCUUUCUGACCUGUAAGUAUGGGCAUGCAGUAUGUAAAUGAGGAUUUCGUUCUUUUUAUUUUUGUAUCUUGUCCACAGCACUUCCUACUUUCAGAUCAGGCUGAAUAUUUUUGGUUAUGUACCUGAAUAAUUUCUACUUGAAAUUGACCCUAUGGAGGCUUAACUUUAGGCUUGAAACAUUGGGAAACUUUUUAUAACUUUAGAAAAGUGCUGUUUUAUACAUUGGCUGUAAUAGGUAUCACCAUCAAGGCGGUGUGUAGAUGUUUUCUUUUUCCUCUAUAAAAAGUUUAAAUAGCAAAUGAAGUUCAUUUACUGUCUUCAUUAAACUCCUGCUAAUAAUUUAGGAAUAAGAUGCCUUCCUAAUAAUAAAAUAAACUCUCAUCAAUUUCUGUAUGUAUUGUUUCGGUACAAGCUUCAUGCAGUUUUUGUAUACUUACUGUACAGCUUUUAUAUGUAACUUUUGUCUUGCAUUUGUGAAUGUGAUUCAUAAUAAAUAUGGAAAAUUAAAGUG